UGUGUUGGUUAUCCCUGAAUUUCCCCUUCAAUCAAUCUUUCUCUCUCUACUUUGUGUGUGUAUAUAUAAUGAGAUAACAUUAGGCUCCAUAUUCUUCUUCUUCUUUCUUUCUUCUUCUGGCUUUUAGAAGAAUAAUACAUCUGUUUCUUCUUCUUGUAAUCAAAUUCCGCUUUAUUCUAAUUCAUGGGUGUUAAAAGGAAGAUGUUUUGGGGUAUAAUUCUUGUUUUUUUGUUUUAAUUUUCGUUUUACAGGACUCAUCUAUGCAACCCAAUUGAGAAGAACCAAAAGGGUUUUUUUUUUUUUUGUUUUUCACUUGUGUACGGCGGAACUGACAAAUUCUCUGUAAACGCCGCCGACACCGCUGCCGCCGCCGCCGCUUUUGAUUACGAUGGCGACGUACUAUCACGGUGGUUCAGAAAUCCAAGCCAAUUCUGACGGAACUCACACUCUUUACCUUAUGAACCCAAACUACGUACCUUACUCUGACACCCACUCUCAAACGCCACCCAAUAUGCUCUUUCUCAACCCUUCUGGACACGCGCUUAACCCUUCCACUCUCCCACACGCGCCGCCUUCUAACAACCACUUCGUCGGAAUUCCACUCUCCACCACCGACGCUCCACGUUCAUCCUACGCUUCUCAAUCCCAUCACGAAAUCUCAGCCCUUCAUCCUAUGCCAUCUCAGCGUCUCCACUACAAUCUAUGGGCUCCUAUGGAUCAACAAACCCACCACGGAAUCUCCACCGUGUCGCCCACCACCGACUCUACCGAUUUGUGCUUCCGCCGUCCGACGACACAACAGGGUUUGUCCUUGAGCCUCUCUUCCCAACAGUCUCUUUACCGGACGCUAUCAGCGGAACAGGAGAUUCAAGGAGGCGGCGGCGCUCCGGCAAUCUCGCCGACGAGUGGGGAUGAUAUUCGGGUGUCGGGAAAUUCGCCGACGUCGGUGUCGGUGGUGUCAAGUGGAAUUACGGGGGUUCAAAGUGUGAUAUUGGGAUCCAAAUACUUGAAAGCGGCACAAGAACUUUUGGAUGAAGUGGUUAAUGUUGGGAAAGGAAAUUAUAAAACCGACAAAGGGGAUGGGACAAAGGACAAGAUGAAGAUGAAGAAAGAAUCAACGGCUGCGAUUGGCGGAGAGCCCUCCGGCGGUGGUGAAACCACUUCCAAGCCCGCCGCCGAGCUUAGCACUGCUCAAAGACAGGACCUUCAGAUGAAGAAAGCUAAGCUUAUUGGAAUGCUUGAUGAGGUGGAGCAAAAGUACAGACAGUACCACCAGCAAAUGCAAGCAGUGGUGAAUUGCUUCGAGCAGGCGGCAGGGUUGGGGUCAGCCAAGUCCUACGCCUCCCUCGCGCUCGAAACCAUUUCAAAGCAAUUCCGGUGCUUAAAAGACGCAAUAUGUGCACAAAUUAAAGCCACAGGCAAAAGCUUGGGCGAAGAGGAUUGGUUGGGUGCCAAAAUUGAAGGGUCAAGAUUGAGAUACGUGGACCAUCAUCUACGCCAACAAAGAGCUUUACAACAAUUGGGUAUGAUUCAACACAACACUUGGAGACCCCAAAGAGGCUUGCCCGAACGGGCUGUUUCUGUUCUUCGUGCUUGGCUCUUCGAGCAUUUCCUUCACCCGUAUCCAAAGGAUUCAGACAAGAUUAUCCUCGCAAAACAAACAGGACUAACAAGGAGCCAAGUAUCUAAUUGGUUCAUAAAUGCAAGAGUUCGUCUAUGGAAGCCAAUGGUUGAGGAAAUGUACUUGGAGGAAAUCAAGGAACAAGAACAAAACGGGGAUUCCCACGACAUGCUUAGAACCAACAAAAACGAACCCAACAAGCAACAUGGCGGCGGAGGCGGCGGCGGCGGCGGAGGAGGAGAUCAGAUUAAUAACAACAAUAUUAAGGAUGAUCAUGCACAGUCCAAGACAGAAAAUUUGAUGAACAAUCAAAACAAUAUCCAUGCAAGUCCCAAGAAACAAAGAACAACGACCGUCGCAAACAACAACCUGGAAACCCCAUCCACAAAAACCAUGCUUUUAAGGGAUAUCGACACAACAAAACACCUUCUUCAAACCACGGCAGAGAUGAACAUGAAUCAUCAUCAUUAUCAUGGGGGAGGGGGAGGAUUUGGUGCAUACCCAGUUGGUGAAAUUGGAACAAGGUUCAAUUCCGAGCUCCUCACACCAAGAUUCCAUGGAAAUGGCGUCUCUCUUACUCUUGGCCUUCCACAUUCGGACACCCAACACAAUUACCACUUGGGGAGAAGGCUUGAUAUCACCAAUGGAGGAGGGCCCGAUUUCUCCGACAUCAACCCCGCUCCACCCCCGCCCCCGCCGCCUCAUUCUGCCUCGACCGCCUACGACCAUGUCGAAAUGCAAACCACGAAAAGGUUCGCCGCCCAAUUAUUGCCUGAUUUUGUGGCUUGACGACAGUGCAGCUGAUGGAUUGAAUGAAUGAAUGAGAGUGGAAAUAUAAAAUCAUACUUGUCAGUAUAGGACCAUAUAAUUUAUAUGUGUAUGUAUUAUUUAUAUACUUCAUCCCGAACUUAAUUUGUAUUAUAUAUAAAUUUUCACACACAUUUCCACCAAUAAUUAAGUAGAUUUGAAGAACAAA
This is a messenger RNA of Cucurbita pepo subsp. pepo (vegetable marrow), 2597 nucleotides long. Its product is annotated as BEL1-like homeodomain protein 1. Gene Ontology annotation, biological process: regulation of DNA-templated transcription. Gene Ontology annotation, molecular function: DNA binding. NCBI's taxonomy places the organism in Eukaryota, Viridiplantae, Streptophyta, Magnoliopsida, Cucurbitales, Cucurbitaceae. The record is from RefSeq and is a predicted model, not a curated record.